CAGCCUUGAGCCUCGCGAGACAGGCUUACCUCCGUCAACCUGUACAAACAAUUGCUCCGCCGCCACCACGUCUCCUCUUUCUCGCUCCGGUCUACUGUACUUUCCUCGCAGCGGCAGGCAGCUCAACGAAUCCAGGGCUCGCAUCUUUAGUGAAGCGGGCAUAGGCAGGUAGCCAAACAUCCAAAUACCCCACAACGCCGCCCUCCACCUUAGCCGCCUGCCCACUCAACCACCAAUUCCCACGCUAUCGCUAAGAUGUCCGCGGAGCUUACCAGUAUUCUGUUACAGUUCCAGCCUGAGAGCCCGGAAGUCAAGCAGAAACGCGACUACGAUCAAGCAGCUCGUAGCUUUGUCGCACAGCUCGCCAACAUCUCGGCAGGACACUGGUUGAAGGCAGCCGACACACCACAAGAUGUGCUAGAAGUCCUCAACCCCGCGGUAAACUCAAUAGCGUAUGCCUUUGCUCUCCGCCACCGUAUAACUGCAGUCGUCGAGAAGAGAAGUGUGCUAGAUACACUGAAGCCGGGAGGUGCAUUAUGGAACAAGCUCGUAUUGUUUCUGGAGACGUCUGAUCCUGUGCAACUGCGGUAUAUUGGACAGGAGUGGAGGAGGCUGGUAGAAUUCACAGAGCAGAUCGCUCGCGCGACAGGAUCACCUAGUCUUGCUAUUGCGCCAAUACGGUCGGCAAUGAUCCGACUUGAUCCUACCACAGGCACAUUUACCUCGACCCACAUCAGCUUCGUACAGCUCUGCUUAGAGACGCGAUCAUACGCCGCCGCCGAACCUAUUCUCGACAAUUACAUCCACACUCUACCCUCGAAAAUACCCAACGUGGUCCGUGAAGGUCUCGAAUACUCGGUUCCGUGUGCAGAUGUUGCGAGUAGCGGAGAUUACAUCCACCAGACUUCAGGUCACUCAGACAAGAUUGCGCUGGUGGAUUUGCAAGAGUAUUAUAUCCUAGGAGCUAUGGCAUACCUUGGUCUAGGCCAAUUCAAGAAGGCUCAGCACUUUCUAGAGCACGUGCUCGUUGUCCCAUCGAGCAAUGUAGCGAACGGGCUUAUGCUGGAGGCCUACAAGAAGUGGUUAUUAGUAGGCUGUCUUGUGGAUGGAAAGUCAAAGUCGGCCCCACGAACAGCAAACGGAAACGCGAUCAAGCAAGUCAAGUCUGCGUCAAAAGCAUAUGAGGCCUUGGUGGACGCGUAUGUACAGCUGAUCAACCUGCCAAAGCUGAAAGCGCAGAUCAAAGCUGGUGCUGAGAUCUGGGCGGAGGACGGUAACACUGGCCUCGUUGCUGAGCUUCUGAACAGCCAGAUGAGGACGUACGUUUUGCAGCUGUCACGAACUUUUUCAGCGAUUCCAGUCUCCAACAUUGCCAACAAUGUGGGCGCCAGUGCUGAUGAGAUUGCACAAUAUCUCGAAACUUUGAUCAAGGGUGGUCAGCUGAAUGCGCGGCUGGAGCAAACCGACAGGCCAAACGUAGGGGUCGUCUUGCGCUUCUACCUUGACCCUACGCAGGGGCCUCUAGCCAAGACGGAAACGCAGCAGCAACAGGCGUUGUUGGAGCAAACGUUGCGAACCAACAUGCUCGUCGAGCAGGUCAAGGACGCCGACUACCGACUGACGCUGAGUAAAGAAUACAUUGAGAAUCUGAAGCGGCUGAACAAGAGGCAGGGUCAGGGAGGCGACGCGAUGGAUACGGCCUGGGAUGAUAGCGUGGAUGCGGAGGAGGACAUUAUGGUCGACUUACAUUGAAGGCCGACGUCGACAGCGAAGUCUCCAACACGGCAUAGGCAUAGAUGGGCUAGGUGGACGCCGACCCGAUUGGGAAUCGGGCUAUUCGGACGGGACGGAAAGCGUCUAGUGUUAGCAAAGGCGAUCAAGACGGCAAGAGGGCGCGAUAACGGUAAUGGGUGAAACGCGUUGCAGUGGAUCCCAAACAGCAGGCCCGAGCAUGGUUGGACCAAGCCCAAGCGUUUGCAGAGGACGAAAAACAUGACAGAAGCAGGUCAUGCCAUAGAUGUCGUCGUGUUUGCCCAGGUGGAGGACGCAUAGAGGAACAAUGGAAUCAUGAUGGCCCAAUGUGCGCCCAAUGCGGGUCUUGUGUGUGU
Messenger RNA from Cucurbitaria berberidis CBS 394.84, 2108 nucleotides. RefSeq lists its product as uncharacterized. The coding region runs from base 256 to 1752 and encodes 498 amino acids. Gene Ontology annotation, cellular component: COP9 signalosome. The transcript is spliced from 5 exons. The record is from RefSeq and is a predicted model, not a curated record. Gene Ontology annotation, biological process: ubiquitin-dependent protein catabolic process. Lineage: Eukaryota; Fungi; Ascomycota; Dothideomycetes; Pleosporales; Cucurbitariaceae.